Suillus fuscotomentosus is the source of this 477-nucleotide messenger RNA. RefSeq lists its product as uncharacterized. The coding region runs from base 1 to 477 and encodes 158 amino acids. The record is from RefSeq and is a predicted model, not a curated record. The transcript has 2 exons. Lineage: Eukaryota; Fungi; Basidiomycota; Agaricomycetes; Boletales; Suillaceae.
AUGUCUGAUUCAUCCAACGAGACUACUGCCACUAUCUUCGAUCUUCGCAAUGAACAUGGAAUUUAUGAUGGCCUGAGCGAGCAGCUAUUGAAUCUUCCUACUGGUGAUUGUUUAGCGCAAGCCACAUACAAUCAAGAUUUCGUGCGUCAGAUCAAUACUCAUACCGGCAACUUUGCUUAUGUUCAACCCUCCUCUGGCAUUGAAUAUGAAAGCAUCAUAAUGGGCCAGAUUGCGGGAGACGAGAAAAUCAGAGCUUGUGGCACACAUUAUGCAGGAACUAUGAAUAAUCCACGUCCAAUUACAGAUAAAACACCCGUCAAAAGCAUGUUCUCCUUAUGCAAGCCCGAAGGAUCGCCAAAAGAACUUGCAGUCAUUUUUGAUAAUCAAUUGGCAACACUUUCAGAAGUAACACUCGCUCAUGAAGAGGAGGCUACAUCAGGAAGUUGGGGAGUCGGUGGUAUGACUAGGCGGAGUUGA